Molecule: messenger RNA, 851 nt
Organism: Bufo bufo (common toad)
Lineage: Eukaryota; Metazoa; Chordata; Amphibia; Anura; Bufonidae
Gene: CLEC3B
Product: C-type lectin domain family 3 member B
Exons: 3
Coding region: 69-662 (197 amino acids)
Source: RefSeq, a predicted model, not a curated record
AGGCGUAUUUAACAAAGUGCAGGAACACAGUGUGCUUCAAACUGUAGAUUGCCAGUGGUGGGAUUAUCAUGGAGCUCAGACGAGCCUGCCUUGUUCUGUGCCUCUUUUGCUUUGCCCAAGUCACCUAUCAGCAGAAAAAACAAAGGCAAGCUAAUAAAGCAGAUGUAGUCACCAUGAAAAUGUAUGAAGAUCUAAAGAAGGCUUUACAAGAUCUUCAGCAAGAUGUAACUCACCUAAAGGAACAACAGGCAUUGCAGACAAUUUGCCUGAAAGGUGGCAAGGCUCUAAACAAAUGUUUACUGCACUUUCCCGAAGCAAAGACUUACCAUGAAGCCAGUGACAUCUGCAUUUCUCAGGGAGGGACCCUGAGUGCUCCAGAGAACGGAGAUGAAAAUGAUGCUUUAUAUGAAUAUGUUCACAAGACCUUAGGCUCGAGUUCAGAGGUUUGGAUAGGCAUCAAUGAUAUGGCUAAUGAAGGAACCUGGGUUGACAUGACUGGUAACCGCAUCUCCUUUAAACAUUGGGAAACUGAAAUAACCACCCAGCCUGAUGGCGGGAAGCAGGAGAACUGCGCAUCUCUUUCUGCUGUUGCCGUUGGCAAGUGGUUUGAUAAAAAAUGCAGAGACACCCUGCCUUUUGUGUGUCAGUUCAUGAUUGUUUAGCUGCUCACCAUGCCAUGAAAUAAGCUAACCACGCUUAAGAGCUCAUGUAACAAAAUCACACUGCAUAUAUCACCUGAAAAAGUACAUGCUAAGGCUACUUUUACACUAGCGUUUUGGCUUUCCGUUUGUGAGAUCCGUCAUGGGCUCUCAGAACAGUCCAAAACGGAUCAGUUUUUUCCCUAAUGCAUU